Dermacentor andersoni is the source of this 562-nucleotide messenger RNA. The record is from RefSeq and is a predicted model, not a curated record. Lineage: Eukaryota; Metazoa; Arthropoda; Arachnida; Ixodida; Ixodidae.
AUGGGCGCUUCAGGGACCGUGAUGGAGCAGAACCUUGUAGAUACCUUGGCUGUGUACCACGGCAAGCUCAUCGGCUCGAUCACAACCUACUAUCACAACUUCAGGGGCACUGUGUACGCCGCAACCGCUAAGAGCAUCGUCAUCACGGAUCUCAACUACGAUGGCGGGGGUCCUGCGGCGCAUUUUUGGGCGGGUUCCAACGUUGGACUGGACAAUCAUGGCGACCAGCUGCUUGACGAAGAAAUGAGCACCAAGGUAUUGAAGCCCUACAAGAAUGCCACGGUUUUCCUGAGGUUGCCAAGGAAGGUUACCGAAUACAAGUCUUUGGGCAUCUACUGCGAACUGUUCGGGGCUGACUUCGGCAACGUCCAGAUUCCGGUAGACUACGAGCUGCCCAAGGAGCAGAGCCUCGGCACGCUGACCGCCAAGCAGCACAACACAAUGGCUGCCGAAGUCAUCCUCAAGGACAGCGCCACCAUUCUGCUCAAGGGGUUUGAGUACAGCGCCGCCUGUCCAGGAUGUAAGCUGGCCUAACUUUAGUGUACAUAGUUUUGGCAAUAGA